This is a messenger RNA of Sporisorium graminicola, 819 nucleotides long. RefSeq lists its product as uncharacterized. Lineage: Eukaryota; Fungi; Basidiomycota; Ustilaginomycetes; Ustilaginales; Ustilaginaceae. The transcript has 2 exons. Bases 1 to 819 code for a protein of 272 amino acids. The record is from RefSeq and is a predicted model, not a curated record.
AUGUCGUUCAGCUCGUCAUCUUCUCCACUCGACUUUGGCCUCGCAGGUGUCCACGUUCUCGUUUCCGGUGCUUCGGGGGGCAUCGGCUUCGAGACGGCCAAGACCUUUCUUGCUGCAGGUGCAAAAGUAACCGCACAUUACAACACCACGCCUCGCGAUCUCGCUACGACGCCCGACCUCGUUGCUCUUCAAGCAGAUGUGACGAUCGAAUCCGCUAUCGAGCGCCUGUUUGCUGAAGCUGAAUCCAGGCAAGGCGUUCCCGUUCAGGUGCUCGUCGUCAACCACGGCAUCUGGCCUGUCCAGCCCGUUGCGCUGUCCGACAUGACCCUCUCACAAUGGCGCAACACCCACGCUGUCAACCUCGAUGGCGCCUUCCUCCUCGUCCGCUCCUUCCUGUCCAACUUGAAGGACAGACCUGCCGCCAUCACCGACCCAGUCUCCAUCUGCUUCAUCGGUAGCACUGCCGGCAAGUUCGGAGAACAUGAUCACGGAGAUUACGCUUCAACAAAAUCCGCUCUGAUGUAUGGACUGGUCCCGACGCUCAAAAACGAGAUUGUGCGCGUCGCCCCGCGUGGGAGAGUCAACUCGGUCAACCCAGGCUGGGUUUAUACUGCAAUGGCCGAGGAGACGAUUAAGGACGACAAAGUGAGAGCUAGGGCGCUGGCAAGCACUCCGCUCCAGAAAGUCGCCAUGCCAGCCGACAUCGCACGCCAGGUUCUUGUCCUCUCCAGCCCAACUCUCAGCGGCCACGUCACCGGCGUCAAUCUGCAGGUCGACGGCGGUAUGGAGGGGCGUUGCCUCUAUCCCCCUCCUGCCUGA